AUGAGAAAUCUGGGUUAAAAGCAUUGUCUCAUUUCCCAAAAAUGAUCUUGUCUGCUCUCCUCUUGCUGAGUUCUGGGCAGUUGCAGUACCUGUCCAAAUAUGCAUGUUCUUGAGACUCAACUUUUUAUGGGUUUCCCAUCUGUCUACAAUUGGCAUUCUCCAUCCACUUGAUUUCCCCUGUGUGGUCAGUUAGGUCAAUUUAUUUUGAAUGAUUAUAGAUAUCUCUAAGGAGGCCCUGCAUCAUGAUAUAUAUAUAAUGAAACAUAUAUAUAUGUAUAUAAUAAGUCCAGAAUUGUUUGUAAGCAAGGACAUCAGAAAACCAUGACCCACUUACUUGGUGAAGGCACAAACUUAGGGAUGGGUACCUCUUCAUUAGCAAGAUCUGAGAGGAGUAUCCUGACAGCAUUAUGAAUACUUUUAGUGUGGUUCCAUCACCCAAGGUCUCAGAUACCACCAGCCAUGGGAGCCAGCAGUACCGUGCCUUAACUGUGCCUGAGCUCUUCCAGCAGGUCUUUGAUGCCAAGAACCUGAUGACAGCAUGUGACCCUCACCAUAGGUGAUAAUUCACUGUUGCUGCUGUUUUUUGUGGACAGAUGUCCAUGAAAGAGGUGGAUGAGCAAGUGCUCAAUGUGCAAAACAAAAACAGCUACUUUGUUGAGUGGAUCCCCAACAAUGUCAAGACUGCCAUCUGUGAUAUCCCACCCCAUGGGCUCAAGAUGGCUGUAACCUUCAUUGGCAAUAGUAUUGCCAUCCAGGAGCUCUUCAAGCGUGUCUCAGAGCAGUUCACUGCUAUGUUCCACCUGAAGGCCUUCCUCUGGUGGUAUACAGGAGAGGGGAUGGACAAGAUAGAGUUCACUGAGGCUGAGAGCAACAUGAAUGAUCUCGUUUCUGAGUAUCAGGAGUACCAGGAUGCCACUGUUGAAGAGAAAGAAGAUUUUGGUGAGGAGGCAGAGGAAGAGGCCUAAAAGAGAUACCCUGCGG
Messenger RNA from Gracilinanus agilis (Agile Gracile Mouse Opossum), 981 nucleotides. Its product is annotated as tubulin beta chain-like. Gene Ontology annotation, biological process: microtubule cytoskeleton organization; mitotic cell cycle. Gene Ontology annotation, cellular component: cytoplasm; microtubule. Lineage: Eukaryota; Metazoa; Chordata; Mammalia; Didelphimorphia; Didelphidae. The transcript has a single exon. The record is from RefSeq and is a predicted model, not a curated record. Gene Ontology annotation, molecular function: structural constituent of cytoskeleton; GTPase activity; GTP binding.